GAAUCUCUGCCAGAGCGCUGUCGGAGGAUAAUCGCGGGUGGCGAGUUUGUCAAUUUGGCACAAGAAAGAGACGCCAGAAAUCAUGUGUUGAUAAAUGUUUCUAACCUCUUCAAAUAUCAUUUCAAUUGAUGAGCCAUCUUAUUUAGCGUUUGUGACCCUUGCAUGAUCGACAAUGCGGUCGCCGGCUUGGUGCGUCGCCAGUGGGGCUCUCCUUCUCCUCCUCUGUAAGCUGAGGCUGAUUGACGGGGCCGGAAAAGAGCGGACCUGCACUGAGGGGGACUACUACUACGAGUACACAGAAUGCGACAGCUCCGGAUCUCGGUGGAGAGCAGCCAUCCCACACAACCCCGGAACCUGCAUCGGCCUACCAGAGCCGGUGCGCGGCACAGAGUGCACAUUUUCAUGCAAAGCCGGCGAGUUUCUGGAGAUGUCAGCUCAGGAGUGCACCCGAUGUGCAGCAGGAAGCUACUCCCUGGGCAGCGGCAUCCGGUUUGACCAAUGGGAUUCCAUGCCUGCGGGAUUCAGUAGCCUAGCAACCGCCCUGGAAAACAGUCCUCACAGAGAUGGCACCAUCACAUGCAACAGUUCUUCUUGGGUGCCUCAGGGAAGCUAUCUGGAGUCCAACAGGGAUGAAUGUACGGUCUCGCUGAUAUAUGCGGUCCAUCUGAAGAAGCAGGGAUCUGUCAGCUUUGAGUACCAGUACCCGGACAACAACCUGCUAUUUGAGUUCUUUAUACAGAAUGAUCAGUGUCAGGAGAUGGAUCAGACCGUGGACACCAAGUGGCUUAGGCUCAGCAAUCAAGGAGAGUGGGCGACACACACGGUGAACCUAAAGUCUGGCACCAACAUCAUGUAUUGGAGGACCGGUGGAGUUCUUAUGGGAGCAAAAGCGGUGAAACCUGUCUUGCUGAAAAAUAUCCAAAUAGAAGGGGUGGCUUAUACGUCGGAGUGUUUCCCUUGUAAGCCGGGGACAUUCAGCCGUGUCCCGGGCUCCUCCUCUUGCGAACCCUGCCCUCGGGACACCUACUCGGGUCACGGUGCAAGUUCCUGCACUUCCUGCAACACCACCACCCAAUAUGCAGAUGAGGGCUCAGGUGUUUGUAAGGACAAACCGCCAUGUUCCAAGAAGGACUAUUUCAACAUCCACACAGCUUGUGACAAUGAGGGCAAGACCCAGAUCAUAUAUAAAUGGAUCGAGCCAAAGAUCUGCCUUGAGAAUGUGACUGGAGCUGAAGAGCUGCCCCCUGGUGGCAAGCGUGAGCCCUGCCCUCCUUGCAACCCCGGUUUCUAUAACAACGAAACAGCCAUCUGCUCGCCCUGCCCACCAGGGACCUACUCAGAUGGCAUGAAACCAUGUCUGCAGUGCCCGGCGGGCACCGAGCCCACUUUGGGUUACGAGUACAAAUGGUGGAACGUUCUUCCUGCUAACAUGAAGACCUCCUGUUUCAACGUGGGUAACUCCAAAUGUGACGGCUUGAAUGGUUGGGAAGUGGCUGGCGAUCAUAUCCAGAGCGGCGCGGGAAGCUCAGAUAACGAUUACCUCAUCCUUAGCGUCCAUAUUCCUGGAUUCAAGCUCCCUACAUCGAUGUCUAGUCAGUCAGGGGCAGAAUUUGGCCGCAUUACAUUUGAGUUUGAGACUUUAUGCACCGCAGACUGUGAAUUCUACUUCAUGAUGGACAUUAACAGGAAGAGCACCACAGUGGUGGAGUCAUGGGAAAGGAGUAAAACAAGACAGACAUACACACACGUCCUGACAAAGAAUGCCUCUGUUUCCUACACAUGGGCUUUCCAGAGGACUAAUACGCCUUCAGAUGUUCGUCGCUACGUCAAUGAUGUGGCACGCAUUUACUCCAUCACGGUCAGCAACGCAGUGAACGGGGUGUCCUCCGAGUGUCGGGCCUGCGCCCUUAGCACUCAGCCGUCCAGCUCCGCCUGUGUGCCGUGUCCACCGGGUCACUACAUAGACCCACAUACCAGCCAGUGUACAGAGUGUCCUCGGAACACCUACCUCGUCUCACAGGCCACACCUGGUCCGGAAGCCUGCAAACCUUGUGGACCAGGCAGCCAGAGCAGCAAGGACCACCGUUUAUGUUACAGCGACUGUCACUUCACCCACACAGACGGCAACCUCACUCUGACCUUUGACUUCAGCUCACUUGGCUCAGUGGGAACACUGAUGAACGGGCCGAGCUUCACUUCCAAAGGAACCAAGUACUUCCACCUGUUCAAUAUCAGCUUGUGUGGAGGACAGGACCAGUUGGCCUUAUGCAAAGACAACGUGACGGACCUAUCCAUCAGCGAUUCUCAGAGCGAGAGAGGCGAAGGAGCUAACGCUGUCAAGACCUUCAUCUGUCAAUCAACAGUAAUACCAGCAAGUGGACGAGGCUUCAACACGGCACUCACCUCACAGUCCAUCAACCUGGCUGACACAUUCCUCGGCACAACAGUCGAAAAUACACAUGAAGGUAUUCGGGCAAGACCAGAGCUGUACCCCCAGACCUCCAAGAAAGUCCCAGAUGUCAACUUCUUCUUCCGGUCUUUGGAGCCCACCUCAUCUUGUGAAUCAGGUCGCAGCACGGUGGUGACAGUUCGCUGUAAUCCAGACAGAAGCACUAAAGGAGAACUCUCAGUGCCCAGUACAUGCCCUGCAGGAACCUGUGACGGCUGCACCUUUAAUUUCUUGUGGGAGAGCUCUGGUGCCUGUCCCACAUGCACGGAGCAGGACUACCAUCGUAUAGAGGGAGCCUGCAAGGGAGGACAACAGGACCUGUUGUAUGUGUGGACCGAGCCCAAGGUGUGUAUGGGAGGUGUGAACUUGCCUGAGAAGAAGACGGUGCCGUGCGAAGGAAUGGAGUUCUGGGUGCGGCUCGGUGCAGGACUGGGCGCGUUCACUGCGGUGCUCCUCGUCUCGCUCACCUGCUACUUCUGGAAGAAGAAUAAGCGGUUGGAAUAUAAGUACUCCCGCCUGGUGAUGUCUGCCAACAAGGAGUGCGAGAUGCCAGGAGCUGACAGCUGUGCCGUGAUGGAGGGAGAGAAUGAGGGGGACAUGGAAGACGAAGUCGUCUACUCGAAGCCGUCAUUGCUCGGCAAACUCAAAGCCAUAGCUUCCAAAGGAAAUGGAGAAAGCUAUGAAAACAUGCAGCUAAACUCGUCUCGUUCCAAAGCUUUGGUGUGGAGUUAAAUAAAUUGUGAGUCAGCCUCAGGAGAUUGAAGACCCCUUUAACCAUUUACCCCACCUUUUUUGAGCUUUUCUGGGUGUACACAUACACACACACACAUUUACAUACAUGGUGGCCUUAAAGCCGGGUACGAGCGAACAGUCCAACUCUGUGUGGCGCCAUAACAGACACUUCCUGUAAAUGUUGGAAGAGCUCAGGGUAAGACAGGGAGCUAUGUCGCAGCAUUUGGUUUGUAUUUAUUAUUAAGUUAGUUAAGAGGUGGGUGUUUUGUGUGUUCACCCCGCCCCCUGUGGCCAUACAAGUCCUAUUUCAUCAUCGGUGUGUUAUUUCUUGUUUAUUUUUUCAGUGAAAUCAUUGCGAUGAGGUUAACACAGUCUGAAAAUGAAGACAAUGGAGACAAGGUUGUGGUGUUGACUGUCAAUGUACUGCAAAUAAAUUAUGAAUUAUUUAUGUAUAA
Dunckerocampus dactyliophorus (ringed pipefish) is the source of this 3636-nucleotide messenger RNA. It is a transcript of the gene elapor2a, whose product is annotated as endosome-lysosome associated apoptosis and autophagy regulator family member 2a. The record is from RefSeq and is a predicted model, not a curated record. The coding region runs from base 173 to 3181 and encodes 1002 amino acids. Lineage: Eukaryota; Metazoa; Chordata; Actinopteri; Syngnathiformes; Syngnathidae. The transcript is spliced from 22 exons. Gene Ontology annotation, biological process: positive regulation of BMP signaling pathway.